UAUUCUAUUAAUAACAUUUGCCACUUAUUUCGAAAACAUUGGCACAAUGGCUCACACUUCUUCCCAAACUACUAUCGUAUUCGUUGUUGUUGCUUUGAUUUGUGCGUUCGUUCCUGCAUUCUCUGUUGAAGAAGCUGAAGCAAAAUUACUAUGGGAUACAUGUCUUCUUAAAAUCAGUCCAAAAUGUGCGUUGGAUAUAAUUGGUGUUGUCUUUGAAAAUUUAACCAUCACUGAUGCAUGUUGUCAUGAUCUUGUUCGAGAAGGAAAAAUGUGUCACGAUACUCUUAUCAAAUAUAUUGCUGAGAAGCCGCAUUUAGUUGCCCACGAAACAGAGUAUUUGAAGAAAAGUGAUGAUUUGUGGACUCAUUGUGUCUCAAUUUCGCAAACUGCUUAAAAAUUUGUUAUGCUUGUAUUGAUCUGAUUAACAUAAUUUUUAUUUAACUAUCGUUAAAUUUUAUUUGAUCAAAAAUUGUGGAUCAAACAGUAUGCAAUAUAAAGCGACCAUCAAGUGAAUCUCAUUCUAAAUGAAUCAAUACAAAUAUUAACUCAAUUGACAAACAAUGCGCUAACCAUACAAGAUUGUUAACCUAAUAACAAGACAUAUAUGAAUAAUUUCAAACAAUAUUGCUUAAUUAGUUUGAUUUAACUUAUCUUUAAUUUUAAAAAUUAAUUUUCAACUACGAUGUCAAUAAUUAUUUUUACAUAAACUGAAAAUUAUCUUGGAUAAUUUAAAACAAAAAGCUAAGAAAAUAUCUAAUGUUUCACCUUUGAAACCUUUGAGUUUAGUAGUACAUGCUAAUAUAAUGGCUUGGAAAAAUAAACUAUUUCGAAUACUCAUGUUGUAGACGAUUUUGUAAAUACGAUCAGUUAUAAAGAAAACAAUGAGACUGGAUCUAAUCACGCAAAAGAACAAUAUCCUA
Molecule: messenger RNA, 920 nt
Organism: Brassica rapa (field mustard)
Lineage: Eukaryota; Viridiplantae; Streptophyta; Magnoliopsida; Brassicales; Brassicaceae
Source: RefSeq, a predicted model, not a curated record